Messenger RNA from Plectropomus leopardus (leopard coralgrouper), 724 nucleotides. NCBI's taxonomy places the organism in Eukaryota, Metazoa, Chordata, Actinopteri, Perciformes, Serranidae. The record is from RefSeq and is a predicted model, not a curated record.
ACUAUCAGAAACGUUUUUUAAAACUUAUUCUCUUCGUUUCCUGCAGAAGAACGUCCUGCAGGGCGAGCAGAGGGAUCACGUGUGGAGCAGAGAAGGUUUCUACGCCGUCGUCUUCUUCUUCACCGUCUUCGUCAUCGUCAUCACCUGCUUGAUGGUUUUGUUCCGACUCAAGGAGAAAGUUCAGGUUUCUGACAGACAGCUGAAAGCCCCGCCCCCUGUUGUCCACCUGAACCCGACUGUCCAAUUAGAUUCUGCCCAGAAGUCAAAGGGCACCAAGGUUGUGACGUCAGGAAGCAUGGUCCAGGCUGAGCUCCCUCCAGCUGUAGCCACGCCCAUUCCCCAGCAGCAGCCAAUCGUAGCCUGCCGCCGCCUCGCUCCUCCUGUCGUCCCUCUGCCCAGCUCCGCUCCUGCCCCCGUCGUCAGCAGCAACGACCACGCCCCCCCGAUCACCGUUGCCCCGGUGACAGCCAAUAACGAGCUUAAGCCCUGCCCCUCGCCCUUCAGGAUGAAACCUGCCGCCGGACUGCAGGAAAGACGUGGCUCCAAUGUCUCUCUGGUGUUGGACAUGUCGGCUCUCGGCUCUGUGGAGCCCCUCAACGUUACCGUGGUAACCCCCAGAGAGGCCGCGGCCAGGGAGUACCUGUUGUCGGCCGGCCGGCCUCUGACGCGACAGCAGCUCCGCGACGUCGUCAACAACACGCACAAGCUGCAUGCCGAGUUCGCC